Hylaeus anthracinus is the source of this 2730-nucleotide messenger RNA. Its product is annotated as DNA repair and recombination protein RAD54B-like. Gene Ontology annotation, molecular function: ATP-dependent chromatin remodeler activity; ATP binding; DNA translocase activity. The transcript is spliced from 10 exons. The record is from RefSeq and is a predicted model, not a curated record. NCBI's taxonomy places the organism in Eukaryota, Metazoa, Arthropoda, Insecta, Hymenoptera, Colletidae. Gene Ontology annotation, biological process: double-strand break repair via homologous recombination; reciprocal meiotic recombination. Bases 156 to 2669 code for a protein of 837 amino acids. Gene Ontology annotation, cellular component: nucleus.
UUGAAUUUUGGCGCAAAACAAGAUAUCAUAAUAGAAUUCCUAACGAAGCGAAUUCAAAUUUUGUGGACAUAAAUAUUUGUCUUUAAUAAACGUGAUAUGUUAUCGUAUGGCAUAAUAUCGCGAUAGUUUUAACCGCAAACUGUACAUACCUUAUCAUGUAUCGGAACAAUCAAAUAAGAGGUUUCAAAUCUCUGUUAAAAUGCCAGCAAUCGACUAGCGGCAAGUCCACGGAAAAUUUAGAAACUGUUAAUCAAUCAUUCGAAAGUUCAGAUCAAACUUCUCGAAGAAGUACCAAGAGAGUUCUUAAUUUAUUCAAGAAACCAGUCGAAUGCGAUAAUGAAGAAUUACAGGAAAGAAAUGACCAUAUCAAGACGAAUGAAAAUAACACGGUCAACGAAGAAAAUUCAGCUUCCCUUGUUAACAAUAGUAGAAUUAUAUUUAACGUAGUAAUUGGUAAAAAAUCUGCAAGAAAACAUAAGAAGUGGGAUGAUGAUGGGACUCUAGAAGUUACUGGAAAAUGGGCUGUUCUAAAGAAUUCAGAAGGUGGUGUUAUUCAGAGGACUGUGGUUAAUCCAGAAAAUCUUGUUGAAGGCUUUAGGAUAUGUAUCAAUAAUAAAGAGAUCGAGAUUAUAGAUAGAGCAACAUCUAGCCAAUCGGUACCAAGUGAGCCUGUCAAAGAAUUAAUUCCAGAACCACCUAGAAAGAAGAUGAAAGCUUCUAGCUCUUGUUUAUCCAGUCUUCCCCUUGGAUCUUUAAAAAAAGGGCUCAAAUUAACAUGCAAUCCCCUGGUAAUGCCUUCCUUGAGUAACUUAAAAAGUUGGAUAGAAAACGAUGUACCAGAGAAAGAGGAAGAGGUUUCUGUAGAUGCUUGUCUAGUCAAUGCACUUAGACCACAUCAACGCCAUGGUGUUGUAUUUUUAUAUGAAUGCAUCAUGGGUUUGAAUAUACCUAAUUAUUUUGGUGCAAUUUUGGCUGACGAAAUGGGCCUUGGAAAAACGCUACAAUGCAUUACAAUUAUUUGGACGCUAUUAAAAAAGGGGCCAUAUGGAAAGCCUGUAGUAAAAUAUGUAUUAGUAAUAACUCCUAGUAGUCUAUGCGAUAACUGGAACAAAGAAUUCGGGCGUUGGUUGGGUUUUCAUAGAAUCUUUCCAUAUGUUGUAAAUACCAAAAACAAAGUAAAAGAUUUUAAGAAACAAGCACGGAAUUCAAUAAUGAUUAUUAGCUAUGAUAUGCUUAUAAGAUGUGAAGAAGAACUUGAACAAAUAGCUUUCGACUUAAUCGUGUGCGACGAAGGUCAUAGAUUAAAAAAUAAUGAUAUAAAAGCAGCAAAGGUAUUAAACAAUAUGAAUUGUAAGAGGAGAAUCCUCUUGAGCGGGACUCCUAUACAAAAUGAUUUACAAGAAUUUUUUGCCCUGAUUGACUUUGUAAAUCCUGGUAUAUUGGGUAGUAAUUACGAAUUUAAAAACUAUUAUGAAAAUCCUAUCGUAGCGUCGCGAUGUCCUCACGCACCUGCCAGCGUGGUAUCUUUAGGAAUAGAAAGAGCCAGCGAGCUGAAUGAAAAAACUAAAGUUUUCGUCUUAAGGCGCACACAAGACACGAUUAACAAAUAUUUACCAUCUAAGCAUGAGCUAGUUGUAUUUUGUCGCUUAUCAGAUGAACAAGAACACUUGUACUCGCACGUUACAGAUACUUGGUUUAACAGAACUGUACUACCAAACAACAACAUUUCACAUUUGACAGUGAUAACAAUUCUCAAAAAGAUCUGUAAUCAUCCUGACUUAUUUUAUAAAGAGUCGAAUGAUUUCUUGCAUGACGAUUUAAAAACGUUACGGGCAAAAGCUUGUAGUACUUCAAACAAAGCAUAUUGUGGAAAAAUUUCGGUUAUACAAACAUUAAUGAGAAAUUUAAAGGAGACAGAUGAAAAAUUAGUAUUAGUUUCGUACUAUACGCAAACACUCGAUUUAUUAGAAACUGUUUGUAACACGGAGGGUAUGCAGUUCCUCAGAUUAGAUGGUAGUACACCAAACAGCUCAAGAUCAAAGAUUAUUGGACAAUUCAAUUCAAAAUCAGAUUGCAGCAAGGUAUUUUUAUUAAGUGCUAAAGCUGGCGGAGUUGGAUUAAAUCUGCCUGGAGCAUCUAGACUUGUAUUAUUUGAUUCAGACUGGAAUCCAGCAUCUGACUCUCAAGCUAUGGCAAGAAUCUGGAGGGAUGGCCAAAAAAGAGAUGUGUAUAUAUUACGAUUGCUAACGACAGGCACCAUUGAAGAAAAGAUCUUUCAAAGACAAGUUAGUAAAGCAGGCUUGAGUGAAACUGUAGUAGAUAAAAAGAACUUUGCUUCUCUGAAAUUGUCCAUGAGCGAAUUGAAGGACUUAUUUACAUUAACAAGAGAUACAGAUUGUUUGACUCACGAUCUAAUGAAAUGCCCUUGCAAUGGUUAUAAACAAAUGGAAAAGAAAUUAGAAAAAUUGGACCACGAAAAUAUUCGGGAACAUCAGUUCCUUUUGGAAAGUGAAACACCUCAACAAAAGUUAACAAUAAAUCAACUUUUAGAGUGGGAACAUUAUCAGCGCCCAGUUCUGAAUAAAGUAAUGCAGGAAAUCAUGUUGUCAAAUAUGUCUGAUAACAUAACAUUUAUAUUUAAAAAUUCUAUUUUAAAUAAAACAAUUUAAUUUUUUGUUGUAUAUUUUAUAAAAAUUGUAAUAAAAAUGUACAUCUAUUAUCUUUAAAUUU